AUGAGCGUUGAUCGGCAUCUGCUGCAAAGUCAACAGCAGGCACCACACGCUUCCGCACCGGAUAAGCCUGCCGCACCAGAAUGUGAGGCCCAACUUCCCACAGUCGACACAGAAGAUCCAGAGACAGAUGAGGCUCCGCUUUUCGGCACGAGCGAAAGCGAGGACGAUGUAGGGGACGGUGACGUCCUGAACAGCGGCUGGGCUCAACCACAGCGGAGUGAGCAUUUGCAGCGACUAUUGCCUUCGCCUCCCGCAUCUACAUGCCACUCACGCUCGCGCACCUCCACUGGUAUUACUUUGCCCGUUGGCAGGGGCUCUCCAAGAAGAGUCGGCACAGUGCUCAGUCAAUCUCCUGAAAGUGGUCAACUCACGCCACUCGACGACCCCAGAAGGUCUCCAAGAUUCUCCGACGCGGCCAGCGAUCAUAGCGAAGUGGUGCAAGUCAACUGCCACGAUCGGGCAGUCUGCGAAGGGCACCCGCCAGAGGUGCCCGAAUCCACUCGAGCGACCUGUGCGACCCUUCCGCGAUCCAAUGGAUCGAGCGUGACAGUAGUCUCGGAAUCUGAACCCUCUUUUAUCUCAACCCGAGCAAUCGGUGCCGAUUCCACUUGUCGACCACGGUCUCGACCUCCUAGCCGGAACAUGUCAGCCCAGACCUCCCAGCCCGAUGCCUUAGUACCCCGGCGGGUACACAGAAAACGCCCCAGCCCCACUCCAGAGCCCGUGGUCUGGGAGGCCGCACGCGUAUCUGUUCCCGCUCGAGCUCUUCCUCCGGCACGUUUCGCAUCAACACGCACCGAGCCACGAGGAGACCCUGCAAAGCCGGGCACGAAUGGUUCGGAUGAUUCACCAACCACGUUUGAUGAGGAAGUGCACUUGAGAGCUCGGCUCAAUACUCGAGGAGGACUGGCAGCUGCCGGGGCUACUGGUCUGACCCGCAGAGCAAGGAAACAACGUCGGCUGGAGUCUCUUGUGGGAGAUGCUCGCGAUGAAAGGACAUCAAUCAGCUCGACACCAAGCUCGCCUCUUCAGGCAGACUCUAGCGCACGCGAAUCGCCAUCUGACCAGAACCAUGAUAGGGAAGGCGUCUCAAAUCCUCCUUCGGCGUCAGAGGAAGCUAUGCAGAGUGUCGCUGCGCCGACAAGUCACUCCAGCACAGCACAGUCAUCACCGGGCGUAAGCGGGUCUGCUCUCAACGAGAUGUCAGUGGCCCCGGCAUCCAGAAUUUGCGCUCCAAAGGGCACUGCAGAGGCAUCGCGGCCGAAUCGUCAGCUUUCGAUCGUGUCAAUCGGCAACGAGGACGCAACUUCUACGUCCGCUGCGCAGCGCUCUUCCCAAGCGGUAGUGCCCACGCAGCCCUUCAUCCGGCACAGAGUCACUACAACGCAGCUCUUCAACUUUCUCCAUGCCCAGCAACAUUCAGAGCCGUCUGUCGUUCACUCGCCGCUCCCAUCACAAAGGCCUGUUGCAUCUGCAGCCUCGACCCAUUCUCCCGCAGCAAGCAGUCAAAUAGACAUUCUUGAUGCGGCGGAAAGCCAUCUCAACGACGCCCAGAAAGCUGAGCUGCGCCGCCAAACCUCGAUGCGAGAAAAAUGGCUGCUAGACUCUCAUAUUCGAGCUGCACAAGCUCGACAUGAGCAGAUUUUGCAUAGUUUAUUGAGGACCAAGGUGGACCAGCACGUCCUCCAGUCUGGAGCUAAAAUUGUCAAAGAGAGGAUCGCGAAGCUUCUCGGCGAUACAAAAUAUAAGCCAAUGACUUCUUUGGACGGAAAAGCGGCUCAUGAGCACCAAGCGAGCGGCGAGACUGCGCGCACCAAGUCUGGCAUGUCUCCAGGAGAGCCUCAAGAUCACGGUGGCAAAGAUAGAGCUUCUGGGACUCAGGCGAGCGUACAGAAUCCGCUGCUCCCUCCUUCGCGUGUCAUGCAGCAUGGUGGUAGCACAUCGAUCCAACAAGAUGCAAGCACCACAGCCUCCAGUGGUUCUCGUCGUGAAGUGCCACGAGACGAAGCUGGUUCGUCGGAUCCGAAUCUAACCCGCGUGAUAAGCGCACCAGAUGAGCUCGACACUGUCGAAUCGUACUUCCUUUCCAAGGAGAACAGCGGCGGCGAGGCAUCACUAACCGAAGCUGGACGACCAGAGCGCGAUGACACCUAUGCGCAGAAUCUUCAUGCACUCAACUUGAGACCCGAAGAUCUUUGGAUACCCCCCUCUCUGGAAGAAGCGUUGGCCAGUAUCAGUCGUAAUGUGUGGGAGGACGAUUUAAACGAUCUUGGCGCGUUCGAAUCAACCUCCUGA
Messenger RNA from Ceraceosorus bombacis, 2295 nucleotides. NCBI's taxonomy places the organism in Eukaryota, Fungi, Basidiomycota, Exobasidiomycetes, Ceraceosorales, Ceraceosoraceae. The record is from the annotation of a GenBank genome assembly.